Messenger RNA from Sparassis crispa, 1149 nucleotides. RefSeq lists its product as hypothetical. The transcript is spliced from 10 exons. Bases 1 to 1149 code for a protein of 382 amino acids. The record is from RefSeq and is a predicted model, not a curated record. NCBI's taxonomy places the organism in Eukaryota, Fungi, Basidiomycota, Agaricomycetes, Polyporales, Sparassidaceae.
AUGUGGCAGAAGCGGGCUCCCGUCGGACAUUCCCAGGUCGGCCGCCACUCGCGUUCACCGCUACCGAAAUCAUACGCGUAUUCAACUGUUAACGCAUCAGUGCCAGCCUCGGUCAAGACAAAACUGCAGCAUACACUGUCGGAGAAAUCCGUACAAAGACGUCGAAACUUCUUCAUUUGGGCGCCGUCGCUGCGACUGAUAGGAGGUCUACAUCUGGACGCUCACAGCCCUAUUACUGUCGCCAGCUUGUAUCGCUGGUUGACACUUCUCCUGAGCAAACCUCACGAGUUCAACCUAUAUCCCGUCGAAAUAUUACCCACCUACGCCAUCUUCAGGUAUCUAGCGCAACCUGUUGGAGAUGCGUUACCUCGUGAUUCUCAAGAAUGCCUCAGGCCCGGCGAUGUAGGUGUAUUUGUACCAGGAGAAGAUCAGACGAGAUUCCAGUAUGACGUCCACUUCGCUGGAAUGCAGAUCACGUACGCAGAAGAGGAAGCUUCGUCAAGGGAAGCUUAUAGGAAUCAUAUGACAGAAUCAUUCAUAGAGGAGGUGCAGACAAGGGAUGGGCAUCGAUGUGUACUCACAGGUGCAUCGUCGACGGAUGUGCCUCUCGCAGUGUGUUGGAUUGUCCUUCCAUGCUCGAUCAGACAUGUGCGAUACUACCAAGGCCCAGAAAUGACACCGGUCCUUGCUGACAUGACAUCAUAUUAUGCAAUAUCUAAUGCAUGGACGUUACGUGCAGACCUUGCGGAAUUGUUUAAGAGCAAUCAGUGGGGUAUUGAUGUCGGGGACAACUGUCGUGUUGUGUUUUUUGGUCUUUACGACAGCUACUCGGGUCUCUUGCCUCAAGUUCCCUCUAAUCUACCUCUCAGUGGCCCCAUUUGCGAACGCCUUACCGAACACUUUGCGCGGUGCCUGAGCUACAACAUCCUCGGUGGCGACAUUUUGGACAAGUAUGACGGAUUUGAUGUGAGUGGUUACCUGGAAGACCUUGGAUACUUCGACGGUGACGAUCUUGACCCGGCUGAUCCGGGAUGGCAAACUGAGCUCGGGAAGGAGGUUUGGGAGCUGAGAUUUAGGCUGAAGUGCGAGGAGCGACAGAAUCGAUCCUCCCAACGCAACACUGAUGCUACAGACUCUGACAACCAGUGA